AUGUCCCAAUAAUUCAAUAAAUUAAGAUUUUGGAAUAAAGAAACAGGAGAAAAAAUUUAUAGUUAUUAACUUCCUUAUAAUAAUAAUAUAAGUUUUUUUAAAGAUGAUAAGUAAUUUUUAGUUGCUGGGAUAUCCAUUAAAAUUUGGAAAUAUUCUGAGAAUAAAAUAGUAAUUUUUACUACUUAUAGACCACAUGGUAAUAUUAAUGAGUUAUUGCUAUUUGAUAAUGAAUAAUUUUUAGUUUAUAUUAUAAAUUAAUAUUUAAAAAUGAAUCCUCUAUCAAUAUGCAAUUUAAAUUAAAUAAUUCCUCGUUUAAAAAAAUAGGCUACAAAAAAUGGAUAUCGAAUGGUAUUGAGAUUUUUGUUAAUUAUGUGUAUCUGA
Molecule: messenger RNA, 381 nt
Organism: Paramecium pentaurelia
Lineage: Eukaryota; Ciliophora; Oligohymenophorea; Peniculida; Parameciidae
Source: the annotation of a GenBank genome assembly